AAUCAAACCCCGACAUCUGCAUAAAGACUGUAAUCCAGAGUUUAUUACCCCGAUGCGUCAUAUGUCGCUAGGCGGGUCCUGGCUGACGUUGACCAAUAGGAGCAGAUUUAGAGCGUUACCGAGGAAACGGCGUACAAGGCUACGUGACGGUGAGGGGCUACAGGAGCGCAGCUAGCGGAACAGCGGACCGAGGCGCAGCUUCUACAUUAUAAUUUUUUGUUUUACUGAUUACUGAUAAAAAAAAAAAAAUAUUUCCGGCAGCGGUUUGGAUCUCUGCCGAGGCUGACGCUUCCGUGGCCGGGGUGGGAGCUCAGUCCGGCGCCCUGAGGUUAGUUUGCCAGUUAGCACGGGACCACAGAGCGGGCUAGACCUCAUUGCCUCUCCCGGACUGUGGGCUCUGCUGCGGGGAUGGAGCUGAGCUAGCCGCCGGGCUGGGACCGUCUGGCCUGGUUCUGACCUGAUUUUUCCGCACAGCAGCCCGUUUCCUUUCGGAGACCGAGCCAGGGAUGCGGGAUGAGAUGAGGCGCCGCGGACCGAACCUGAAACCCAGACCCGACCAGUCGUGUUAGCCAGGGAUGGAGGUGUGUGGCAGGAACCCGAACCGCACGGCGCCGACCCCUGACCCCCGGCGCUCCGAGGUGCCGCUCAGCUCGCGGACCAACGGCUGGAGCUGGCCGCCUCACCCCUUCCAGCUGUUGGCCUGGCUGCUCUACGUCUACUUCGCCAUCACUGGCUUCGGCGUGUUCGUCCCGCUGCUGCCGCCGCACUGGGUCCCCGCGGGCUACAUCUGCACCGGCAUCCUGUUCGUGUCCCACCUGUGCGUUCACGUCCUGGCCGUGUCCGUCGACCCGGCUGACCUCAACGUGAGGAUGAGGAGCGACAGAGGGCCGGUCCCCGCCUUCGACCGCUCCAAACACGCACACGUCAUCGAGAACUGCCACUGCUACCUGUGCCAGGUGGAUGUGGGACCCAAGUCGAAGCACUGCAGCGCCUGUAACAAGUGUGUUGCUAACUUCGACCACCACUGCCGCUGGCUCAACAACUGUGUGGGCAGCAGGAACUACAAGUUGUUCCUCCACAGCGUUGUCUCCGCUCUGCUGGGCGUGUCUCUGGUUCUGCUCUUCGCCUCCUACGUCUUCGUCGAGUUCUUCAGGGACCCGUCCAACCUGCGCACCGACAAACACUUCCUGGUCCAGAAUCAGACAGGUGUGUGGUUCGUCUUCCUCCCUAUGGCUCCUCUCAGGUCAGCGGCCGCCGUCAUCCCGGUUCUGGCUGCCGUUACCAUGGCAAUGGGCCUGCUGUCGUCGGGGCUUCUCUGCCACUUGCUCUGCUUCCACAUCUACCUGAUGUGGAACAGACUCAGCACCUAUGAGUACAUUGUGCGACAGCGCCACCGCCUGGACAGCAGAGACCCCAGGACAUCCACUGCAGCUAAGCAGAGACGACGCCCGUCCGUCGUCCAGGAUGUGAACUACUCAGGGACCCUGGGGUACACCAGCCCCCGGCUGGACAUCCAGCAGGGACAGGCGGACACCUGUGCUGGUUCCGAUCGGGUCCCCAGGUAACGCCCAGUCCUUGUUGCCAUGGAGACUGCUGUCUCUGACUCCCAGGAAGCAAACAGAGUGUGUGCUGUGUGUCUGAGCUGAGGGAGUGUGUGUUAUAGAGAAUCGUCCCGUAUUCAACCGAUACGGGACACGAUUUGUUCGACACACAUCGACACUAGGGCUGUAUAAUUAAAUCGAUUCUACAAUA
Messenger RNA from Poecilia latipinna (sailfin molly), 1752 nucleotides. It is a transcript of the gene zdhhc1, whose product is annotated as zDHHC palmitoyltransferase 1. NCBI's taxonomy places the organism in Eukaryota, Metazoa, Chordata, Actinopteri, Cyprinodontiformes, Poeciliidae. The coding region runs from base 576 to 1565 and encodes 329 amino acids. Gene Ontology annotation, cellular component: Golgi apparatus; endoplasmic reticulum. Gene Ontology annotation, biological process: protein targeting to membrane; peptidyl-L-cysteine S-palmitoylation. Gene Ontology annotation, molecular function: protein-cysteine S-palmitoyltransferase activity. The record is from RefSeq and is a predicted model, not a curated record. The transcript has 8 exons.